Molecule: messenger RNA, 2235 nt
Organism: Hippocampus comes (tiger tail seahorse)
Lineage: Eukaryota; Metazoa; Chordata; Actinopteri; Syngnathiformes; Syngnathidae
Product: 14-3-3 protein zeta-like
Exons: 7
Coding region: 203-952 (249 amino acids)
Source: RefSeq, a predicted model, not a curated record
ACUACAAAUAAAAAAUUGCCGCGGCAACCGGCCCGUGACGUCAGCCGUCCCAGCGCGACCCUGCUCGUGCUGCUUUGAUUGGAGGGAAACCCCGUGGACGAGCGCGAGCUAGCGAGCGAGCGAACAUCAGCUGUGCGGCCCGGGAAUCAGGAAUCAAGACGCGAGCGCCGUUUCAACGACGUCCACAGCCCACGUAGGAGCCAUGGCAGACAGGGAGAUCCUGGUACAGAAAGCCAAACUGGCCGAGCAGGCCGAGCGCUACGAUGACAUGGCGGCGGACAUGAAGGCCGUGACGGAGGAGUGCUCGGCCGAGCUGAGCAAUGAGGAGCGCAACCUGCUCUCCGUCGCCUACAAGAAUGUGGUGGGCGCCCGCAGGUCCUCGUGGAGGGUGGUGUCCAGCAUGGAACAGAAGUUGGAGGACAGCAGCAAGGCCAACCAGGCCAAAGAGUACAGGAUGAAGAUCGAGAAGGAGCUCCAUGACAUCUGCACAGAAGUUCUGGGUCUGCUCGAAAAGCACCUGAUUCCCAAAGCAACUGCUGCCGACAGUAAGGUCUUCUACCUUAAGAUGAAGGGCGACUACUAUCGCUACCUGGCGGAGGUUGCCACCGGAGAUGAGAAGGAGAAAAUCAUCACAAGCUCAAAAGAUUCGUACCAGGCGGCCUUGGACAUCAGCUACAGCGACAUGCAGCCCACUCAUCCCAUCCGCCUGGGCCUGGCACUCAACUUCUCCGUCUUCUACUACGAGAUUGUCAACUCACCCACCGAGGCCUGCAACCUGGCCAAAAAAGCCUUUGACGACGCCAUCUCCAUGCUGGACUCGCUGAACAGCGAAUCGUACAAAGACAGUACCUUGAUCAUGCAGCUGCUCCGCGACAAUCUGACUCUGUGGAUGUCCGACGCCCAGGCAGAAGGUGAUGAGACGGAGGCACCGGCCGAGGCUGACAAGAACUGAAGUCCUCUGCAAGAUGGGGAAAAAAAGAAGAAAAAUCCCCCCCCCUUUUUUUUUUUUUAAUUACCUCUCACCAGCCUAAGUUGUCUGCGUGGUUGUGCAUGUGCUCAUACAUGUGCAUAUGUAUGUUUACGCUCUACUCAGUGUGUAAAGUACAGUAUGUUCGUUCAUUGGAAGAACACCUCCACUGAUUUAAAAAAAAAAAAUGAAUCGAACAUUACUCAAUGUGUCAAAAAAUGGAUGGUAAAUUUUUUUCUGAUAUAGUUUAGUCCCAUUGUAUUUUUUUUUCCGAAAUUAGACCGUCGUUUGUGGUCGUAAGCUGCCACUGUUACAGGACAAAAAUCAAACCUCAAACUUUAUUUUGAAACUUUGUGUGUUUUUACUUGAACUGUUGUGACACUUGGGUCCACAAUAACACCUUGAAACGCGUCUACUGAAUCAAAAUCGUCACCGUUGUCUGAUUCUUGUCCAGUUUACACACACACAAAAAAUUGAUCCAGGUUUCAUCUGACAAAGUUAGUGGUUAGACUGUGGUGAACGUUUGCCAUUUUCCCGUGACCCGGCUGUUAUGUUUUACGGAUGGUACAUGCGUCACAAUAGCUCGGUGGGUUCUCGGUGCGCUUCGACAGCAAACUUGCUACGGUUCUUGGUGUGAAUGGACUUUUUCUUUUAGUUAUUUGGUCCAUCUUUUUGGGGUUGUUUUUUUUGGGCUGCGAUGAUUGAGUUUCAUCACGCUGACUUGUCUUCAGUUCAUAUCCUGCAUACUUUGCGUAAAAGUGAACAACUUGAUUAAAACAAAAAAAAAACGGCCUGAUACUGUAACUUUGUUUUGCUACUUUUUCUAUUCAGGUGUUUAUUUUGUAUGACCUUUUUUGUGUGUAUUUUAUUCCCCCUUUUACCCCAGGAAUGUAUGCGUUUCUCGUAGUAUGAUAUGAGAGGUCGGUGUGCUUUGAAACUGGCACUUGUUUUUUUUUGUUUUUAUUUGGAUUUCGCUUAGGAUUUAACCUGAACCAGGUGAAGCAUCUGCACAGUCUUUUUUCAGAAGUCAAAGGUGAUGCUGAUUCGCAAAGUAACUCCGUAAGAAGCAGCGUUUUUGGACCAUUGAGUAGACAGACACAAAUUAGUGCUGGUUUCUUCUAAUCAUGGUGGGUCAAACAAAAAAAUUGGAUGAAAUAAGAUGGGAUGCAGGAAUUGAAACAUGUUGCAGGUGGCACUCUUUAAGUAGGUUAUUUGGUUAUGUGCUUUCAUGUGAGACCAAUUAAAACAUUAAAUCCAAUUAUGUCGUG